ACGUUACGCCCACUAGGAUCGAUACUUUGUUUCACCACGUGUUUAUUAAACGAGUAGACGUUUUCACGUUUGUGUUUGGAUAAAGCACACAGCGAGAUACAAGUAAAUUUGUUGAAUAAUAAUUGGAAGUAUAAGGAAAUGGGAGAAUCUAGAAAAGAUAUUUAUAAUGACUUGGAGAAAUUAUUGGAGCCGAUCAAGGCUGUCGAGGAGAAAUGGAAGUUGGUGCCAGCAUUUCUGAAGACGAAAGGAUUAGUAAAACAGCACAUUGAUUCCUAUAAUUACUUUAUCAAUGUUGAAAUCAAGAAAAUAGUAAAAGCCAAUGAAAAAGUUUUAAGCUUUGCUGACCCUACUUUCUACCUCAAAUAUUUGGAUAUCCACGUGGGGAAACCAGACUCGAUUGAAGACAUGCACCAUUCUCGUCUGACCACACCACAUGAGUGCAGACUGCGAGAUAUGACCUAUUCUGCACCAGUUACUGUGGAUAUUGAGUACACCAGAGGACAACAAAGGGUUGUGCGUAAUGGAAUUGCAAUUGGCAGGAUGCCAAUCAUGCUUAGGAGUUCAAACUGCACACUAGCAGGUAUUUUACCUGCAGAGAUGGCCAAGAAAAAUGAAUGUCCGUACGACUGUGGUGGAUAUUUCAUCGUCCGCGGAAACGAAAAAGUGAUUUUGAUUCAAGAGCAAAUGUCCAAAAAUCGUAUGAUUGUCGAGCAGGAUAGGAAAGGAAACAUGUCCUGCCAAGUCACCAGCAGUACCCAUGGAACGAAGACGCGUACCAACGUAAUUAUGAACAAAGGAAAAUACUAUUUAAAGCAAAAUAGUUUUCAAGAUGAUAUUCCUGUAGUCAUUGCGUUCAAAGCAAUGGGCAUUGUGUCAGAUCAAGAAAUAGUCCAAAUGAUCGGUACAGAUGACCAUGUGAUGACUUCGUUUGCACCUUCGUUAGAAGAGUGCGUUCGAGCGUCUAUAUUUACGCAACAGCAAGCAUUAAAUCAUUUGGCAAAGAAAAUGCGUCAAAAACGAUUUUUUGGGGGUCCGAAGAAAUCGCCCUUGGAUGAGGCUAGAGAAGCCCUUGCCGAAACAGUUUUAGCUCAUGUUCCCGUCGUUAAUUUCAACUUUAAAGCUAAAGCUAUGUAUUUAGCCCUGAUGAUUCGUCGAGUGAUCCAAGCAGAAAGAGACCCAACAUCGGUCGACGAUCGCGAUUAUUAUGGAAAUAAGCGUUGCGAGCUGGCAGGAUCCCUCAUUUCUCUUUUGUUCGAAGAUUUGUUCAAACGCAUGAACUUUGAGCUGAAGUCAAUCGCCGAUAAGAAUAUUCCAAAAGUUAAAGCAGCUCAGUUUGACGUGAUUAAACAUAUACGAACAGAUACCUUAACUCUAGGAUUGGAAAACGCCAUUGCUACGGGAAAUUGGACCAUCAAACGUUUCCGGAUGGAAAGACAAGGUGUCACUCAAAUGCUUUGUCGCCUAUCGUACAUUUCUGGCCUUGGAAUGAUGACUCGCGUCAAUUCACAGUUUGAAAAAACACGUAAAGUGUCCGGACCGCGUUCUCUUCAACCAUCGCAGUGGGGGAUGUUGUGUCCUUCCGACACCCCUGAAGGAGAGGGUUGCGGAUUGGUAAAAAAUUUGGCUCUGAUGACUCACAUAACAACUGAAGCCGAAGAAGAACCAAUCAUCAAAAUUGCGCAGAAUAUGGGCGUCGAAGAUAUUAACCUUUUCAGUGGCGAGGAAAUUAGUGAUCCAAGCAUCUACACAGUUUUCCUUAAUGGUAAUAUUCUCGGCUUAGUCAAGGACUACCUGCGGUUAAUCCGUUACUUUAAACUGGCUCGUCGCCACGGAUUCGUUAAUGCGUUUGUGUCCAUCUACCCGCACUUCCUUACUCGAUCGGUUUACAUCAGUUGUGAUGGUGGUCGUUUGUGUCGUCCUUACAUCAUCGUCAGACAAGGAAGACCAGCCGUAACGGAACAUCAUAUGCAAGAACUUGCCGAUAGCUUUCGGACGUUUGAGGAUUUCAUUCACGACGGAUUAGUAGAAUAUUUGGAUGUAAAUGAAGAAAACGACAGCAACAUUGCUGUCUACGAAUCCGAUAUCAACGAAGAAACGACCCAUCUUGAAAUAGAGCCGUUUACCUUGCUAGGCGUCUGUGCUGGUCUGAUUCCGUAUCCUCAUCACAAUCAGAGUCCCCGUAACACUUACCAGUGCGCCAUGGGAAAACAAGCGAUGGGAACUAUCGCUUGCAACCAACGAAAUCGUAUCGAUGGGCUUCUCUACAAUUUGGUUUACCCCCACAAGCCGAUGGUCAAAACCCGGACAAUUGAAAUGGUCAAUUUCGAGAAUAUUCCUGCUGGGCAAAACGCCAUGGUCGCUGUUAUGAGCUAUUCUGGUUUCGAUAUUGAAGAUGCUACUGUUUUGAACAAAGCCUCUUUGGAUCGAGGUUACGGUCGCUGUAUCGUUUACAAAAAUGCUAAAUGCGCCUUGAAGCGGUACAAUAAUGGAACCUCGGAUCGUGUCAACGGUCCUAUGAUUGAUCCAGUAACCAAGAAACCUGCCUGGAAACAUGAAAUCAUUGACAUCGAUGGUUUCGCUUGCGUUGGUCAACCUGUUCAACCUAAGCAGGUUUUGAUUAACAAAAUUAUGCCGACUGUUUCUGCGGUUGUCGUUACUCCUGGAGUGCCAGCAGCAGCUGCUCCAUUGCCGGAGUAUCGAGAUGUGCCAAUUACUUAUAAAGGUCCGAUUCCGUCAUACGUUGAGAAAGUUAUGUUCUCGUCCAAUGCCGAAGAGGCGAACAUUAUAAAAAUUCAGUUGAGACAAACUCGUCGACCUGAAAUCGGCGACAAGUUUAGUAGUCGGCACGGCCAAAAAGGAGUUACUGCGCUUGUUGCGGAGCAAGAAGACUUGCCAUUCACUGAGCUUGGAAUUUGCCCGGAUGUAAUCAUGAACCCUCACGGUUUUCCUUCUCGAAUGACAGUGGGUAAGCUAAUUGAACUCUUAGCUGGUAAAGCAGGUCUUAUGGAAGGCAAGUUUCACUACGGCACAGCGUUUGGUGGAUCCAAGGUCCAAGAUGUGAGUGAAGAAUUGAUGAAGCACGGAUUCAAUUACCAAGGGAAAGAGUGUAUGACGUCUGGUACAACAGGGGAGCAAUUAACGGCGUAUAUCUAUUUCGGACCGGUUUACUAUCAAAAGUUGAAGCACAUGGUGAUGGACAAGAUGCACGCACGUUCUCAAGGACCCAGAGCCAUUCUUACUCGGCAGCCGACAGAGGGUCGAGCCCGUGACGGUGGACUUCGUCUUGGUGAGAUGGAACGCGAUUGCCUGAUCGCAUACGGCUCAAGCAUGCUGAUUUUGGAGCGUUUGAUGAUUUCGAGUGAUGCUUUUAACGUCGAUGUCUGCAAUAAGUGCGGACUGAUGGGUUAUUUCGGAUGGUGCCAUUUCUGCCGAUCAAGCGCUUCUGUCUCCUCGCUCCGCAUUCCUUACGCCUGCAAACUUCUCUUUCAGGAGCUUCAAUCCAUGAACAUAGCCCCCCGUCUUAAACUAGACAAGUACUUUGACUGAACCUGGGUUUAUGUUGCUUUGGAAGUUUGCUAAAAUUACAACAGUUAAAUCUAAA
Messenger RNA from Daphnia pulicaria, 3601 nucleotides. Its product is annotated as DNA-directed RNA polymerase III subunit RPC2-like. Gene Ontology annotation, molecular function: DNA-directed RNA polymerase activity; ribonucleoside binding; DNA binding. Gene Ontology annotation, biological process: DNA-templated transcription. Bases 139 to 3546 code for a protein of 1135 amino acids. The transcript has 19 exons. The record is from RefSeq and is a predicted model, not a curated record. NCBI's taxonomy places the organism in Eukaryota, Metazoa, Arthropoda, Branchiopoda, Diplostraca, Daphniidae. Gene Ontology annotation, cellular component: RNA polymerase III complex.